AUGACCGACGCUUUAGCAGCACAGCUAAAUAAGGCCUCAUUAAAUGAUGGCGCAGAAGACCCGAACUGGAAAGACUCGCUGAAGCUCCCGACGAAGGACAACCGACAACAAACAGAAGAUGUUACCGCUACAAAGGGUCUCGACUUUGAAGAUUUCUACAUUAAGCGUGAGUUGAUGAUGGGUAUCUUCGAGGCCGGUUUCGAGAAGCCCUCGCCCAUCCAAGAAGAAACCAUUCCUGUUGCCCUCACCGGCCGAGAUAUUCUGGCGCGAGCAAAGAACGGCACUGGCAAGACCGCAGCCUUUGUGAUCCCCACCCUCGAACGAAUCAACCCCAAGAACCCCAAGACGCAGGCUCUGAUCCUUGUUCCCACACGAGAACUCGCCUUACAGACAUCUCAAGUCUGCAAGAUGCUUGGAAAACAUUUGGGUAUCAAUGUCAUGGUCACAACCGGUGGCACUGGCUUGAAAGACGACAUUAUCAGAUUGGGCGAGCCAGUGCAUAUCAUCGUGGGCACACCAGGAAGAAUCCUUGAUCUCGCAAGCAAAGGCGUUGCAGACCUGUCAGAGUGCCCCAUAUUUGUCAUGGACGAAGCCGACAAGCUCUUGUCCCCCGAAUUCACCGUCGUCAUUGAGCAAUUGCUCUCAUUCCUCCCGAAAGAUCGCCAAGUCAUGCUCUUCAGCGCAACAUUCCCCAUGAUUGUCAAAACCUUCAAAGACAAACACAUGCGCAACCCUUACGAAAUCAACCUCAUGGACGAACUCACCCUUCGCGGUAUCACUCAGUACUACGCCUUUGUGGAAGAGAAGCAGAAGGUUCAUUGUCUCAAUACCCUCUUUUCCAAGCUCCAAAUCAACCAGUCCAUCAUCUUCUGCAACUCGACCAACCGAGUUGAACUCCUUGCAAAGAAAAUUACGGAACUUGGUUAUUCUUGCUUCUACUCUCAUGCCAAGAUGCUGCAGCAGAACCGAAACAAGGUCUUCCACGACUUCCGUGCCGGCGUCUGCCGAAACCUGGUGUGCUCUGACCUUCUCACCCGUGGUAUCGAUAUCCAAGCGGUUAAUGUUGUCAUCAACUUCGAUUUCCCGAAGAACGCGGAGACAUAUCUCCACCGCAUCGGUCGUUCCGGGCGCUUCGGUCAUCUGGGUCUAGCCAUCAAUCUGAUCAACUGGGAAGAUCGCUUCAACCUCUACAAGAUCGAACAAGAACUAGGCACUGAGAUCCAACCAAUCCCACCUUCCAUUGACAAAAGUUUGUAUGUGUACGAAAAUCCUGAGAGCAUUCCUCGUCCGAUGCCUCCGGCGGGCCAACCCAAGUCACUCCCCUCCAAUGCCCCCGCCAAUGCGAACACCAACGGCCAAAAUCAAGGACGCCGACCACAGAACCAAUCCAAUGGCUACGGACAGCAGUACAACAGCCAAGGACGAGGAGGAUAUCGCGGCCGCGGCCGUGGUCAAGGUGCUCGGGGCCGUGGAGGUUAUCCUCAGCAGACAGCCGCUCCUGUCGGUCAAACCGCUCAAUAA
Capronia coronata CBS 617.96 is the source of this 1521-nucleotide messenger RNA. Its product is annotated as ATP-dependent RNA helicase DHH1. The record is from RefSeq and is a predicted model, not a curated record. The transcript has a single exon. Gene Ontology annotation, cellular component: cytoplasmic stress granule; P-body. Gene Ontology annotation, molecular function: mRNA binding; RNA helicase activity; ATP binding. NCBI's taxonomy places the organism in Eukaryota, Fungi, Ascomycota, Eurotiomycetes, Chaetothyriales, Herpotrichiellaceae. Gene Ontology annotation, biological process: cytoplasmic stress granule assembly; P-body assembly. The coding region runs from base 1 to 1521 and encodes 506 amino acids.